This is a messenger RNA of Anopheles nili, 723 nucleotides long. RefSeq lists its product as uncharacterized. The coding region runs from base 1 to 723 and encodes 240 amino acids. Gene Ontology annotation, molecular function: odorant binding. The record is from RefSeq and is a predicted model, not a curated record. The transcript has 3 exons. NCBI's taxonomy places the organism in Eukaryota, Metazoa, Arthropoda, Insecta, Diptera, Culicidae.
AUGUUGAAGUUUAUUAUAUUAGCCUGUUCGGUAGGGUUUGUGCUGGCAUACGAUUUUAAGGACCCCUUCUUCAAUGAGAUCCUGUUAGAGAAUUUGCUAGACGAUUCGGAAUCUCUACCGUUAUCUGGUCGUUUCCCCCGUUCAGCGGUAGAUGUGCUUGAUAAAAGGUGCAAACGUCGCUACCCUUGCUGCAUAGUUUCCAAUGACGCGGUUCUGGAUACAAUGAUUGACAUCAAGAUGGACUGCUUUAGGGAAAUUCGUGCUAAAAAUCGAGUAGGCAAAGCAGCUGCUGAACCGAUAAAUGUUUUCAAUUACGAGGGACUGAACAAGACCAAGGAAGAACUUAUCUGCGCUAUGGAAUGUGCCGGUCUCAGGUAUAAUUUUCACAACGAAGAAGGUGGCGCAAAUUUACAUUUGUUUCUGGACUUCGCCAAGUCAAUCAUGGCGUCCCAGCCAGAAAUUAGUUUAAAAGAUCAACAAGAAAUAAUGGGUCAUAUACAAUCAUGCAUAAAAGAGGCUCAGGAAAAGGUAUCACUGAACCCGCCCAUGCCUGGUCAGUGUAGCCCGUUUGCUUCCGAUUUUGGAUAUUGUAUAUGGCGCCGUGAGACAAUACAUUGCCCGAAGAAGCAUCGCGUGGAAAACCAUCGCUGUGACCGCAUACGAGAAAAGCUCACGAAAGGCGAACCGCUCCAUUACUACAAAGCUGAAAUUGAAGAUAUUUAA